AUGACUCGGUUGCAAGAAUCAGAGCUCCAGAAACAACGCCUUCUAGAACACUACAAUGAAGAGAUAGAGCACAGAGCCAAGCAGAUCGAGGAAUCUGAUGCGUUAAUCGCUGAUUUGAAGGGGGCAGUCACCCAGCUCGAAGCUCGUCAGGCGUUUUGGGAACGGAGACGAGACGAAACGUUGCCGCUGGUGUACCUUGAGUCAGAGACAUUUUUCAAUGUGAUGACCAACAUCACAGACGACGAGUUCCAGAACUGGCUGCAACGGGUCACCUCGGCGAGAGCAGCCAACCGUCCGCGCCCUGAGUCCGACGUCGUCGCCAACACUGCGGCCAUUUCUACCGACGACAACCUCAACGCAGUUGAUGAUACCACAACUGACGUGCUGCCGGAGGAGAACCUCGUCCACGGCGAGCCAAGAGAUACCACCAAGGAGGUGUCUAAAAAACGCGCGAAUGCAGCCGUUGAAUCCGCCGUGGUCGCUGGGACAGAGUCCGAUGCCGAUCACGCCCAAAGACGGAAACACAAAUCAGAUUGGACACCGCCGGCACCAUCGUCAUUCAGCAAGAAGCACAAACGCUCCCAUUUCCCCCGAGAAGUACCGCCAUUUGCCUCGGCUUUCGGAUGA
This is a messenger RNA of Cladophialophora carrionii CBS 160.54, 627 nucleotides long. RefSeq lists its product as uncharacterized. The record is from RefSeq and is a predicted model, not a curated record. Lineage: Eukaryota; Fungi; Ascomycota; Eurotiomycetes; Chaetothyriales; Herpotrichiellaceae. The coding region runs from base 1 to 627 and encodes 208 amino acids. The transcript has a single exon.